GCAUAGUCGGGCAUAGGCAGCAAUUGAAACCCAUGACGCCGUGGUUGAAGUGUGGAAGAUACACAGACGCACGUGUAUGCCUGGUGACGCUGUUAAACGGGCCACCAUCCGCAUCUUGUCUCACUCUCUGACCAAAGAUGCGCGGCACCGUGUCCCACCCGGUGGCGCUAAUAUGCCUCUCUUUAUCCGCGUAUCUCCUGUCUGCAAGAUAUUAUACCAGUGCUUCUUUUGAACGUCCUAUCCACUUCUCAGUUAUCGCUCUUCUGCUCACUGGGAUAUCUUUGCUGGCCUCUACAUAUUAUUGGAGUCGUCAAGGUGAUUACCAAUCUCUCACCAUCGUGGCAAAUCACAAGAGUACGACAGAUGUUAUUCAACCAACAAGCACGGCUGUCAAGUAUGUAAGAAUCGGGCUAGAGCAUGUUCUACAUCUUCAUCCGUCCUUUCCUUUCCUUCUAUUCUGUAUAGGAUUGCGGACAUGGCUCUAUUGGGCAGUUAUUAGAACUACGCAAUGUUCACGCACUGGUAUAGAGGCAUUUCUACCUCUUUUCACCUUUAUCAUAGAUGCAGUAAGACCUCUAUACACUCCAUCGAGGUCACAAUAUGGCAGCCUCAAUAGACCGCAGACACAGUGGUCUAUACCGUCAAAAUCGCAAAUCAUAUUCACCUUUCUCGCCAUAGUAUGGCCUCUAUUUGUAUUGUCCUCGGAAGAAAGCUCCAUCACUGCCACCGGCACUAUUUGCCCCAUUGGAUGGCGAUGGGAACGCUUCGUUCCUCUCAUUCAGCUGUUCAAUAGCGUACUCGAUGCCGCCAUUAUAAGCUGUACAUCUCAUCUGGCUCGUGCCGCGAUGGAGGACGGUGUCGAUAUAGCUGCCUUCAUGAGUAAACUCUCGCUUAUCGCGGCAGGAAGUAUUUUACUUCUCUCUUUUCCUUCCUGGCUUUCUGACUCGGAAUUUGUCAUGGCAUUCCGCUUUCGAGCCCUUGAUAACCGAGAUUUUGCAAUUGAUGGGUUCUUGGCAGCUAUUGGAAUACUGUGCGGCAUAUCACUGCUGUCUUCUUUACAUCCAGCAUGUCUUGCCCUUCUCGUGACAACUGCCACAUUUAUGGGCUUACAGAUACCGCUUCGGAGAGUUAUUUCGGUUCUACCAUCCUCAUCUUAUGACGAGCUUACAAAACACACGGCUCUUGCGAUUCUUGUAGCGGUGCCCUUAUGGUAUCUUGCUAUUCGUGUUCACCAUGCUGAAGAUUCUGCUACGUCGCGGGAAUUAUUCAAGUGGCUUAUCAUCUGCAGUAGUGGAUUUGCACUCCUUGCCUUGGAAACAGUAACGCGGCUGCUCUUCUUUAAGCACUCGUCUAUGGUUUCAGUUGAUGUAGCCAUUAAUUCACUUGUUUCAGAAGCGUCAGCACAAGCUUUCUCAUGGGAAUUGCAAGCAGCAGUUAGUCUAUCAUUGGCCGACGCUGCGAGUGAAUACACGAAGAGAUAUGGCAUCCCACCCCCACCACAUUUUGACAAAUGGUAUGAGUUCGCCAGCGGACAUAAUUCUGCCGUUGUCGAUGACUUUGAUCAGAUUAACAACGAUUUGCUCCCAUUCUGGGGACUAGAUCCUGGACGUAUACGUGAGCAGACCACCAGGGUCUUCAAAUAUGGAAGCUCUGAAAUGGGCGGCAUGCGCAUUAGGAAUGGAUCCGUGGAGCAGUCGCCGUAUAUACCAGGAUCGCAUCGCUGGAUGACGGACUCUUUCCAAAAGAUGAUUGAACCUUUCGCUCAAUGGCUGCCUGAUAUGGAUAUAGCCAUCAAUCUCGCGGACGAGUGUCGUAUGGCAGUUCCAUUCGACCAAAUGAAACAACUAAAAGCCAACGCCCGAAAGAAUAGAGAUAAAGUGAAAGGCCAAAAGAAACAGAAGGGUUGGCCAAGCAGUCAAUUUUCACAUUCUGCAUGGCCCAAGGAUUUCCCAGAGCCAUUACCUCGAGCAACAAAUGGCAGAAAAGAUGCUAUCGAUCCCAAAUUCACGAACAAUAUUCGAAGACCAAUCUUUUACGAUUUUGUUGCCCCCUCAUGCUCACUAGAUUCUGCCGUGAAUUCUGGGCGGUGGUGGGAUUGGAGUAAACUCUGUGUUAACUGUAUAAGUCCACAUUCUGUAUUGACGAGCAGCGGUGUAUUGCUGGCAAACACAUCACUUGCUCACGAUCUUUGCCACCAGCCAGAUGCCGCAUAUUUGGAUGGGUUUCUCAACUCGCCAUCUGCUAUGAUAGGCACGAAAGUCUUCUUCCCCAUAUUUAGCCAAGCACGUGUUGGUGGCUUCUCAGACAUUUUGAUUCCAUCACCAUGGAAUUUCGACGAGAAAAGUGCAUUCAAAGAGGACAGAGGCGUGGCGUGGGAGGAGAAAGAAAAUGGCCUUUUCUGGCGUGGAUCGCGGUCUGAUGGCUUCUCGGCUCAUGGACGAUGGCCAGGAUUCUUACGGCCAAGGUUUGUGCAUGAAGCUUACGAUAAAACGAUAUCAUUGCAAUCUUCUGGUACAAAGUCUUCAAUGAGUGUCAAUGUUUCUUUUAUUGGACAAGUAUCUAAAUGCGACGGAAGAGACUGUGCCGCUGAAUCAGAGCUUUAUGAGAAAUGGGGUCUAGCGACAAUGAGCAAGGUUCCAGUCACCACAGAAGCUAAACAGCUCCCUCCCAGCGUUCCAUUUGAGGAACAUUGGCGAUACCGUCAUUUGAUGGACAUGGACGGCGCAGGUUUUAGCGGCCGCUUUCUUCCCUUCUUGGAGAGCCGCAGCUUGCCCUAUCGCGCAGCCGUCUUUCGCACUUGGUACGACGAACGACUCCAAGCUUGGCAUCAUUACGUCCCUGCAGAUCUGAGGCUCGGCUCGGGAUUUUGGUCCGUUUUCGAGUUUUUCAGUGGAGGUCCUAAUGACAAGAACGGUCAAGGACCUGACAUGGCUAAGAAGAUUGCUGAGCAAGGUAGAGAAUGGACGCGCAAAGCGCUGAGAAAGGAAGAUAUGCAGAUUUACAUGUUUCGCUUGCUAUUAGAAUGGGGGAGAAUCACACAUGAUGAAAGAGAGGAUCUGGGUUUUACAAUAUAGACAAUUAAACCGAAUAUUAUAUAGCGAGAGAACUGAUCCUUGAUUUUCAACGCAAC
Messenger RNA from Trichoderma asperellum CBS 433.97, 3130 nucleotides. RefSeq lists its product as uncharacterized. The record is from RefSeq and is a predicted model, not a curated record. Lineage: Eukaryota; Fungi; Ascomycota; Sordariomycetes; Hypocreales; Hypocreaceae.